This is a messenger RNA of Metarhizium brunneum ARSEF 3297, 582 nucleotides long. RefSeq lists its product as uncharacterized. The record is from RefSeq and is a predicted model, not a curated record. Lineage: Eukaryota; Fungi; Ascomycota; Sordariomycetes; Hypocreales; Clavicipitaceae.
AUGGACAAGGAAGACUUCUUCCGGCAGAAAUCCAAAUCCGCCGAAAUCCAAAUCAAGCGGCUCAACCGAGAAGUCGACUCCCUCAAAACCCAACUUCAGCGCAAGACCAAAACCAUAGACGCACAAGAACGCAGGCUAGACACCCUCGCAGACGCCCUCAAGGAGGCCGAGCAGCGCACCGAGUCCAGCAAGCACCUCAACCAGAAACUACAAAACAGCCAGCACGAGUCGAAGCGGUACCGGACCGCGCUGGCCGCCGCGUUCAAGCUCAUCGACGACUUGAAGGACAAGACGACUAUUGCCGAGCUUCUCGCGCAGACGGACCAGCAGCUCUUGGGCGGCGCGCCGAAGCAAGAACCUGACACAACUGCUGCAGCGUCCCCCGAGGACAGCAGCGACGAGUACUACAUCCGGAAGCCUGUUACGAGGAAGUACCCCGAAGGUGGUAUCGCCACGCCGCGUAGGCCCGUGAAGCGCGAGCGCGAGGGGGACUGGUCAAGUGAAGACAGCGAUGAACGGCCGCUGGCAAAGGCAAGGAAGCUUGACGAUAGGAUCCUUCGCAACAUUACGCCGGAUGAAUAG